CGACCGAUGUACGGUCGGGAUCCUUCCAUCGAGAUGACACAAAAGCUCUCCCCUCCUUUCCCUCGUUUCCUUCGCCCUUGCUCUGAUUUCCCUGCAACGGCGGAGGCGGGGAGAGAAGCUAAGGGGAAGUUGUCUGUCGUCCUUUUCCCCUUCUUGUCUCCCUCUUAUAAUUCUUAUCUAUGGAUCCUCCGGCGGCGGACGCGCAGAACGAGAGGGAGGGGUUUCUCGCCCAGGUGGACUCCUUCCUCGUUGAUGCUCUCGAGAAUCCUCGCCAUCGGCUCACCGUUCUGCGAAUGGAGUUGGCCAUCCAGAGGUUCAUGCAGAAUCCUGAUCAACAUCAAUUUGAAUUUCAGCAUUUACCGACUUCCUAUCUAAGGUGUGCUGCACAUCGUGUUGCUCAGCACUAUGGGCUUCAUACCAUGUCACUCGACAACUCGGUAGAUGGUCUAGGCAGCAGGGUGAUAGCCAGGAAAACACCUAAUAGCAAAUAUCCAGCUAUCUGUUUAUCAGAAGUUCCUCCAAAACAAAAUGAAAAGGAAAUUGCUGAACAAUUUAAGAUUGCCAUUCGUCCAAGGCCAAUGAAAGGUUGCCUUAGUGAUGAUGUCGAGCUGGGACUCAAAAAAGGUGCAGUGAGAUCUGUGGAAGAGCGCAAGGAGGAAUAUGAUAGAGCACGUGCCCGCAUAUUUAGUGGCUCUAGCAGUUCAGAGGGGGAUGGAUCAUUGUCUGCUGAUUCAAUUGACAGGAGAAGCUUGCCUUCCAGUAUGGAUGAGCAGGAAUAUGCACUAGAGGAGAUCGAAAAGACCCAUAGCAAAGAUAGUGCAUCUAGGGUUGCCAUUUUCCGAGAUAUGGAGAAGGACCGCACUGAUCCAGAUUAUGAUCGGAGUUAUGAAAGGUACGUUAGAGGACCCGCAGCGUUCCAGAAUUUUGGUCUGCAAGCAUGCAAUAUUCUUCAGCCUCCUUUCGUACAGUACGAGGCAGAUGUUUCCUCAUUCAGCCCCAUGUCAAGGAACCUAGCUAACCCAUCGGUGAACCCAUAUUUUGCUUUCGGAUACGACCAGAACACAAAGGAUGCUUUCUGCAUGCAGUGGCCCAACCCUGCCAUGAUGUAUGCAUACUCCUACGAACACUUCAGGCAGGCUAAGUUUCAGGCACCAUUGUAUCAGCAACCUCUGAGCUUUGAGCAUCCGAGGAACCUCUAGCCCUAGGCAAGCUGUGUCCAUCUGUUCUCUUUGGAUGUAGAGUAGAUGUGGGUUGUUGUUUUGUACUGCUACUUUAAAGACUCUUUAGUCUUUGAUUUGGAGGUGGGGGGACACUUGUGUUGUUUGUGUGGUAGAUAUGUGAUCGCCUCUGUACUUUGAUUGCAGCGGUGACUCCUUUUUUUGUGCCUUUGGUUACGAUUCUUUUUUUAGGUUGUUCAUAUAUUUUAUAUA
Messenger RNA from Musa acuminata subsp. malaccensis (wild Malaysian banana), 1430 nucleotides. Lineage: Eukaryota; Viridiplantae; Streptophyta; Magnoliopsida; Zingiberales; Musaceae. The record is from RefSeq and is a predicted model, not a curated record.